UUGUUCUUUCGAUCGACGGAUGGAUGCGGCUUUGGGUGCUGCACUCACUGCAUUUGCAACACGAGUCUGGCGUUUAUCGGUUGGUUGGCUUUUUCUUGCUUGAAUGGCUGCAUGGCAUGGUGUGGCAAGGCAGGGCAUGCAUACACGGCACGUUCAUAUGGAUGCGGCGUGCAUGAGUUGCUACUUUUUGUUUUAGCAUGGCGUUGGCAGGAUGGGAUUGCUGCUGAUUUCAUCUCUUCUCUUCUCUGGCUGGCCGUGAUGGGCGGGUGGGUUGGUGCUGAGUUGAGUUGGUGGGAUUGGAGUGCGUUGGGUUAGGUAGUUUAAGGGCUGGGGGGAAGGGGAGGUGGAUGGAUUGACGGACAUAGGGCGAGCGAGGAUGAAUGAAAGCGAUAUACUUA
Trematosphaeria pertusa is the source of this 398-nucleotide messenger RNA. RefSeq lists its product as uncharacterized. The coding region runs from base 112 to 315 and encodes 67 amino acids. The transcript has a single exon. The record is from RefSeq and is a predicted model, not a curated record. NCBI's taxonomy places the organism in Eukaryota, Fungi, Ascomycota, Dothideomycetes, Pleosporales, Trematosphaeriaceae.